Scophthalmus maximus (turbot) is the source of this 3229-nucleotide messenger RNA. It is a transcript of the gene ptger3, whose product is annotated as prostaglandin E receptor 3 (subtype EP3). Bases 346 to 1524 code for a protein of 392 amino acids. The record is from RefSeq and is a predicted model, not a curated record. Gene Ontology annotation, molecular function: prostaglandin E receptor activity. Gene Ontology annotation, biological process: intestine smooth muscle contraction; positive regulation of cytosolic calcium ion concentration; adenylate cyclase-activating G protein-coupled receptor signaling pathway. Gene Ontology annotation, cellular component: plasma membrane. NCBI's taxonomy places the organism in Eukaryota, Metazoa, Chordata, Actinopteri, Pleuronectiformes, Scophthalmidae. The transcript has 2 exons.
CUAUCUCAUCGGAGCAGUCCGCCUGUGGGCUCCCUUCAACAAAAUCUGGUGAUAAUCUCUCUGGCAUGUUGACUGUGGGCAGCAGCAGGUGCGAGUUUCAUAUUGUUCCACAAGUGCUCUAGCCUCAAUUUGUGAAUAGAGUUUGUGGUUUAUUGACUCUAUUUAAACCACACGCAGCCUCAUCUCUGUGCGCCUCUCCGCGCAUGGUCCCGCCUCUCCACGGUGCGUAAAGGACCAGAUGCGCCUUUUAGGACUGCGUUCAGCUCAAGUGGUGUCGGAGCGCAAGAGGAUGCUGGAAGCGCACAUGGGCUGCUCAAUGUAUACAGGUCCAUCCUUCCCCAAAGGAUGACAGCGGGCAGUUGUGGUUCUGUAGAGGGCUCGCAAACAACGGUGGCAGAGAUGCUGAGCUCCAACGUCUCCAAGACAUUGCGCGAAGACAAUGUCACCAAGAACUCCAGCUGUGGAUCUGUAUCAGUCGGAUUCCCGAUAACCAUGAUGAUCACCGGCAUGGUGGGCAACUCUCUGGCGCUCAUUUUGGUGUAUAUCUCUUACAUGAAGAAGGAGAAUAAAAGGAAAAGGUCGUUCUUGCUUUGCAUCGGGUCACUGGCGUUGACGGACCUGUUUGGACAGCUCCUGACGAGUCCCAUCGUGAUAUCGGUGUACAGAGCCGACCUGAACUGGGAGCGCAUCGACUCGUCGGGCAAACUGUGCGCCUUUUUCGGCGUGUGCAUGACGACGUUUGGCCUGUGCGCGCUCUUCUUGGCCAGUGCCAUGGCGAUUGAAAGGGCCACGGCGAUAACCAUCCCGCACUGGUACUCCAGCCACAUGAAGACGAGUGUGACGAAGCAGACGCUGGCCGCCAUAUGGUUCCUGGUGCUGCUCUUCGCGCUGCUGCCCGUCGCGGGGGUCGGCAAGUACACGCGCCAGUGGCCGGGCACCUGGUGCUUCAUCAGCACGGGGGACAGAGAAGUGCCGGGCAACAUGUUUUUCUCCAUCACUUUCGCCGUACUUGGGAUUUUCUCUCUGCUCGUGACACUCUCCUGCAACGUGGUGACGAUCCGCGGCUUGAUAAUCCGGUGUAAGACAAAGUCCGCCGCGUCUCAGUCUUCGAAACAGUGGGAGCGACUGACCACGGAGACCGUCAUCCAACUGUUGGGCAUUAUGUGCGUCUUGCUCGUUUGCUGGUCUCCCUUGCUGGUGCUGAUGCUGAGGAUGAUCUCCACCCAGGUAUCCUCCCAUGAGUGCAAUUCAACCGCAGGGAUGUCCGGUAACUCCUCCAGCCGGGAUCUCCACUUAGACUGCAAUUUCUUCCUGACGGCGAUCCGCCUGGCCUCGCUCAACCAGAUCCUUGACCCGUGGGUCUAUCUGCUCCUCCGGGAGAUCCUCCUCCGCAAGUUCUGCAUCAUGGCCAACGCCGUGUCCAACUGCUCCUUGGACGAUCACAAGGGGAAUCAGAAUGCACUGGAUGCUCUGAACAAGCAGAGCCAAGACAGCAAUAACCUCCACAAAACACAAAGUGGCUGAGGUGACCUUUGAGAUGUUGAGGCCAGAACAGAUUGGAUGGACGUGAAAAUGGACGCAGUAUUGUCCUGGAUGUGUUGGGGGAAAAGAAAAAUAGGAAUUGGAUUCUCUUCUGCGCAUUAGAGGACACGAGUAGUCUUUGUUGCAGUGUUAAUGAGAACCAGGCUGCUCGGCUCUGGGUGCUUUGGUUUUGCUUGAAACAAAUUCCAUUCAAAGUCACCUAACCAGCAUGUGGACGCAUGACCGUGUCACUUCUUGCAUUUGGCUACAGAGUGGCUGCCAGGAAGUCUCUCAUUGCUAGUUUUCUGUUUUUGAUAACAUCUCGCAGGGUCAGCCAUUGAAUGUGUGACUCUGAACUGAUUCAUAUGGAAGUGGUGCAUCUCAUACUCUGUGAUCCGAGUCACUGCUUAAAGCCAUAGGCCAAUUUAAGGACAAUGGGUUUUUGUGAAGUUUGUAAAUUAAAAGAAAAGAAAGUGAAAGUGUAGAUUGCAUGGAUUAAGUUGUAAAUACCUUUUUGUCAUAUCUUACAUGCAAUCUAAUUGCUUUUGUUUAAAAAGAAUCACUGGUCAUUCAGAGGAAAAGUGCAAACCCUCAAUUGGAGCCAACUGAUGAUGGUAAGGAUAUUUAUUGGAAUGUUGUUGUGAUACAAAGUCAGUUGUUUCUGAGCAAAAUGCUGAUGAUGGUACCUGUUGGGAGUCGCUUGUUGUAAACUUUUAUAAUACACUGUACACAGUGUUACUUGGCAACCAGCCUGGAAAUGUGAAGCUCUUAGUUUGUCGCCGCUGUGUAUUAGAAGCAUUUCAGGAUGUGUAAUGUGUAGUGACAAGGGGGCCGGAUUUCAGCAGCCAAACCGUUUUGGAGAAGAAAGAAGAAAAAAGAAGAUAAUUGGUCCAGUCUUAUGACCAGUCAAAUUAAUAUAAGUAGAGAGAGGGCUGCACUUUGGAUGAAAUGCUGUCUAAAACAAAAUGAAUAAUGGAAUACUGAAGGCCAUGUCCAGACUGUCCAAAACAAAAACAACACAAAAUGGAAAGGAUUCAAAAGCUUUUUGGGGAUGUUUUGAAGCUACUGCAACUGCAGGUUGUGGUUUCCUCACAACAAUGUAUUGUGGUCACACUGAAAUAUUUCUGCCAGGAUACAGGGUUGUAGCUGCAGCUACAGUAUAUCGAAACCAGCCAUGUUAAGUCAUCUCAUGCUUUUAAUUUUUAGGGUGAUUGCAUUGGACAUUUUGUAUGUGUCCUUAGGUGUUCCAUAAUUUUACAUUUCCAUUUCUGAUGCUGAAGGUUAAUUUCCUUUCGUGUCUACAGUGCAAUUUCUCAGAGGUCUCAGAUGAAAUCAUGGCACUUUUUAAUGAGGUGGUUUGCUCCCAGCAGACAUAAUGUAAUUGACAAAGAGCACUGGUAUCUAUUCCUUUUUACGGGGGCAUGAAUAUGAUCUAUUUUUGUUGUUGCUACUGUGUCUUGCAUUGCACCACCUCAUUGGUGUAUAUACUAUAAGUGUAUUCAUAAAGGUUGGUCAAGGAUACCUCGAGUAGGGACACAUUUGCUGUCAUGGAAACCAUCGGGCUAUGGGACAAUUUUAUUUCUUCAUUACCAAGCAACAACUCUUCCUUCUCAGCAAAGCAGCCAACCACAUUAGACAAUGUACACUGGCCUCGCCUGGUCUUUGCCUUUCAAAUGUGAGAAUACACACACGUGCUCGGUGAUGACGA